Pleuronectes platessa (European plaice) is the source of this 1640-nucleotide messenger RNA. RefSeq names its product translocon-associated protein subunit alpha. The record is from RefSeq and is a predicted model, not a curated record. Lineage: Eukaryota; Metazoa; Chordata; Actinopteri; Pleuronectiformes; Pleuronectidae. Gene Ontology annotation, cellular component: endoplasmic reticulum membrane; endoplasmic reticulum.
CCUGUUGUGUUGAACAGUUUGUUACUUUGUGGAGACACUUGUCUCAACUUGAUGUCACUUCCUGUUCAAGCCCGUCUCAGUUCUUUGUGACUUCAGGAUCAGAAAUGUUUGACAGAGUCAGUUCCUGACAGGCUCCAGUUCUCACUGUGUGGAGAGGUCAUCAUGUGACUUUGUGAUGAUCCUCAACACACGUGUGUCUGAUACAUACAUUUAUCUUUUAUUAUUUAUCAGUUGAUUUCAUUCAUCCACAAAACAAAACUUUUUUUUAUUCAAACACACAAGAAGAAGAAUCUGAUCUAAUCUGCAGCUGUUUCACAAGAUGUUCAUUAACUACGAGGUUUCUCUGGCCUCCUCUCCAGAGGAAUCAGAGGAGGUAAGCUGCUCCGGGAUCAGCUGUCACACAGUGUCCAGUCCUCCAUCCUCCCUGUGUCUGGAAGUGACACAGCAUCAUCAGUGGAUCUGCUGCUGCUCUGUCCUUUGACUCAGUAUCUGCAGACAUACUCAGGCUCCUCCACUCUCUUAUUCACAUAUUCAACUCAAUGUUAUUUGUAUUUCACCAAAUCACAACAUAUCGUGGCAUUUCACCUGCAGGUUGAGAGAAGAGAGACUGGGGGAAAAGGAGAGAGAGAGAGAUCAGGAGCAGGUGAAUCAACCACUAGUUUUUAUUAAGUCAAUAAUAGAUGAGAUACAAAUAGAUGUAAUUAAUUGUAAUAGCAACUCACAUUGGUUGAUUGGGGUGAAAGUAUCUCCUGGUCAACUUGUUAACCUUCAUCCAGAAGAACAAGAACUCACAAGAUGUUGCUGCGGAUUCAUGAACUCCUGAUUGGGAUUCUUAUGUUUAUACGCAACAUACACAUUUUACAGAAUAUAAGCUCUAUAUCACCUGUGAAUGUGACCUCAUCAGCACCUUAAUCUACUAUUUGUACUUUCUGGUUCGAGGGAAAACUGCAUUACGUUGUACUUGUAUUACAGGAAAUGACAAAGUUGAAUCUGACCAUUUUAUUUCUCAUUGUGAGACGGAACCUUUUCAACAUCUUCAGAGAUUAAUUCAUGGAUCUUGAUAAAAAAUCCUGACGUGUAAGAGGAUUGAUAUUUAUGAGAACAUUUGUUUUUAUUCUGAUUUUCCCACCAAUUCAAUCAAGGACAGAACUCUAGAACCAGACAGACUAAACCGGACAAAACUCUAGAACCGGACAGAACUCUAGAAUCGGACAGACUGAACUGGACAGAUCUGUAGAACCAGACAAACUGAUCCAGACAGAACUCUAGAACCUGAAAGAAUUCUAAAACCAGACAGAAGUCUAGAACAAAACAGAACUUUGGAACCAGACAGAACUAUAGAACCAGACGGACUGAAUCAGACAGAAGUCUUGAACCGGACAGACUGAACCAGAUGCUAAUGUCGAGCUAAUCUCGCGAUAAGCACAUGGAACCAUCGACACGACAUCGACCACGGCAAACAGCGCUGGGGAUGUCUUUCGCCAGCGGAGCAACUAUAUCCGGUCGGUGUGUUUAAAGCGGAAGUGAGUGUCGGACACUGAGUGAGAGCUGCCGCUGGUUACUGCCAUUAAAGAUGAAGUUUCUUCCCAAACUGCUGCUGCUCGCGCUGUUAGCCUUCCCCGCUGCGCUGCUCACCAGAG